Mytilus trossulus (common blue mussel) is the source of this 2342-nucleotide messenger RNA. Its product is annotated as F-box only protein 40-like. The coding region runs from base 621 to 2342 and encodes 573 amino acids. The record is from RefSeq and is a predicted model, not a curated record. The transcript has 8 exons. Gene Ontology annotation, molecular function: zinc ion binding; ubiquitin protein ligase activity. NCBI's taxonomy places the organism in Eukaryota, Metazoa, Mollusca, Bivalvia, Mytilida, Mytilidae.
AUCGAUACAAACAUGUAUAUGUAGUUUUAAACCACAUAAUAUCAAAGAACUCACAGAGUAAGAACAAAAAAUGAAAAAAGAAGAAGAGGAGGAUACCAUUAGCAAUCUGGCUUUAUUAGUGCAACAUAUUGCACCGGAUGUAUUGCAUCGUUUUUUUAAAACUGUGAUUCUAAAGGGUAAAGACUUCGAAAAAUAUCUUGAAGACAAAAUGCACACUAUAUUUCAUCUUCAUCAUACUAUACAAUGCUGCGUGAAUGGCUGCAAAACUAAACACUCGAGACAAAACAAAGUUUUAUCUGCGGAACAGUUCAAUCUGUUGUUUGAAACAUCAGCUUGUGAAGUUAAAAGCCAUGUUAAGAAAAUACAAGGUCGAUUAGUACAAAAAUGUAUUUGUGGCUUAAGACCAAUUACAAAUGUGAAAGUGGAGGUUAUGGACAUAACAUUAAUUUGUUGUGUGAUAAACCAAUGCGAAAGUAUGCAGAAAUCAGAGGAAGAUAGAUUGGAAAUAAUACGAAAUGUCAGAAAUAAAGUUGCGCAUUCGUCAAUAUCGCUUUUAGAAUUUAACGACUAUUGGACAAAACUAGAAGGGGCGCUUCGAGGAUUAGCAGAAUUAGUAAGCGAUGAUUUUGGAAAAACAAACAAAUGGUCGAAUAUACUUUACCAAGAAAAGAAAACUAAGUGAUAGUUGUCAAAAUGAACAAAUGAAAGUUAUCAUUCAGCGACUACACGACCAGAUUACGGAAAAGGAGGGAAUCAUGCAUAUGAUGUCGAGGACUCAGCAGAAAAGUUUAACAAUAAUCGAUUACUUAAUGACAAGAAUUGGGGUACCACCAAGUGGUAUCGGGAUCCAAUCAGAGAAUAUCGAGGGAUGGUUGGUAGGUGAUAGUGGGAUUGAACCAGAGGAGAGUCGUGGAACUGAUCAACCAGAGGGGAGUGUUGUAGCGGAUCCACCAAAGGAGAGUAGUGGAGCAGAUCAAUCAGAGGAGAGUGAAAAAUGUGACGAGGGACUACCAUGUAGUAGUGGGAGUCUACCAAAUGUAAGUAAGGGAAGUCGGAUGUUAUGUAAUGGGGUUCAACCAGAUGAGAGUGAUGAUCAUCAGACAUCUAGAAUUUGGAUUCAACCAAAACCGAAUGGCAGAUGUCAGAUAUCUGGAAAUGAGGUUGAACUUCAUACGAGUGAUGAAAGGGUUGAACCAAAGGAGAGUUGUUCAUUAAGUAACGAUCAGCUAAUGCGUAUGUUGUCAAUGGAAGAUGACGUCUUUUCGUCUAAGGAGCCACAUUCAAUGGACUAUAUUUUAGAUGAAAUGAAAAGAAAAAUUAUUCAAAAUAAGACGAUGACACCUGCAGAAGUAAGCAGGUUUCUAGAUAUACUGCUUGAAAUUGUAAAUGACAGAUGUCAACUAGAAACAAAAGAUCACAAACACUGUUCAGACUGUGUUAACCAAGAAUGUUAUGUUAUGUCAGGUAGCCAUAGUUGUGAAAUGUUUUUGUGUAAAUGUGGAAGGCGUAUGCAUGUAUGCAAACUUGAAGAUCAUAAAGUUAUAUGCCUAAGCGAAGAAGUUGAAUGUAUUAAUAAAAGUAAUGGAUGUGAAACAACUCUGCUUCGAUCAGACUUGGUAGCCCAUUUAGAGAAAUGUCCCGCAAGUGUCCUUGUGUGUUCAUUAAAUCAUGGAAUUUAUCAGGAGAAAUGUAGGGAAUGUAAAGAGGUCAAAAUUCCUAAUGCAAAUAUUGGAAGCUGUCAACAUUUCCAAAAAUGUCAUGAAUUCAUUAGGAGAGAUGAAAUGUCAUGGCAUCUGAAGAAUGUUCAUAUCGAUAUCUGCGAGGAACUAUUUGGGGCGCAUGCUUUGGUGUGUCCAUAUAAAAUAUCAGGAUGUACUUAUACAGCAGUCAAGCAUUUACCAGAUAAUAUGCAUGAAAUUGAAGAUAGCAUUUCAAAAGAAAAUGUUGGAAAAAAUAGGUCAACUGACAUGCCUGAAAAUAUUUUCAUAAAAAGUUCCCAUAUAAUUAAUUGGUACCUAAAAGCCUUAAACAUAAAUCAUGUGUAUUCGACAAAUUCACUUGUUAAAAAUGUAUGUCAGUCAGUCUGUACACCGGAAGAUGUUAUAAUUCCAAUUUGGGAGAAAGAGUUAUCCUCGUGGUCUCUAGUUCGGUUUAAAACAAUGUCCACUGGCUCCUUUUCACCAAUACAGAAAUGGAAACAUUGUGACACCCGUGCAUACUUCAGACAUAUUAGUUUAUGUCCAUACAAGCCGAAAGUAGACGAAAAGAAAGAAGAAACAAAAAAAACAAUAAUAAAUUGUUUAACGAUUGAAUAUGUAACAAGUGGAAUGGGAAAUAAAUAA